AUGGCUUCAGCUCCGGCAUUGUUCACAGCCUCAAGGGGGCAGACCCUCACCUACCUGUUAGCGGUCUGCCCCUUCUCAAUCGCUUUUUUGGUAUUCAUCAAUUCGUCUGUUUCCUUCGUGGUAACGGAUCUGAUCGGACUCCAUGAUGGAGAGGGUGAUGCGGUGGGGACUUUGGGAUUUGCUGAUGAAUUGCUUGCUCUGGCUGCUUGCCCCCUUUGGGGAGUACUCUCGGACCGGAUCGGCGUACGUCAUGUUUGCACUAUUGGCUACGCAAUUAUUGCUUUGGCAUUAGUUCUCUUCGUACAGGCCAAGAAUGUUUAUCCCCAGCUUCUCCUUGGUCGGCUACUUUUCAGCCUCGGCGGUUCGGCCGUAUCAACCAUGGUCACAGCCGUUUUACCCACUGUGACGGGAAAGGCCUUUCGCAAUCAGGCAUACAGGGCUUCAGUCUCGUCAGAAUUGACAAUCACCCCUGAACGGGUACGCAGACUCCAGAAUGGUAAUUCCGAACCAACAGCCAGUGCUUCACCCUCAGCUCGGCUGUCAGGUUUCGUUGGGCUCUUCGCAGGCUGUGGAGCUCUCGUCUCCCUUGGAGUCUUCCUUCCCCUCCCAGCCCGAUUUGAAAAAGUCGGACUGUCACCUACCGAGGCUAUCCAACGCAGUUACUACCUUGUAGCCGUCGUGGCUCUCAUCAUCAGCGUGGUCAGUUUUCUUGGCCUACGCCAACUACCCGGCGAAGAAGGAAAAGGAUGGUCCGCUUUGCGGACAUGCCAUUCACAAAAAGAUGACCAACCUGCCACCCUACCUUACUGGAAGCAAUUGACCACAGCAAUGCUUCUGGGAUUCCGAAACCGCAGCAUUGGACUGGGUUACGUGGGCGGGUUUGUGGCUCGGGCAUCAUCAGUGGGCAUCUCCCUGUUCAUCCCUCUAGCGGUGAACCAUUACUUCCGUGUCUCGGGUCUUUGCGACGAACAUGAUCCAGUCCGCGGGUCCGGGCUUGGUGACAUCAAACGCGCGUGCCCGCGCGCAUACAUCCUUGCAUCGAUAUUGACGGGGGUCUCCCAGUUGGUUGCACUGUGCGCGGCACCAGCCUUCGGGUUCCUGACCGACAAGUCACGCCGGUAUAAUGUCCCACUGCUGGUAGCCGCCUUCUUUGGUGUGAUUGGGUACAUCUGGUUUGCGCAGAUUCCCAACCCGCAAUUCCAGGGCCCUGAUGGCAGCGCGGUGGUCUUCCUCGUGAUGGGCCUGAUUGGCCUGAGCCAGAUCGGUGCUAUCGUGUGCAGUCUUGCUGUUCUCAGUAAUGGGAUUUUGCGAGUUAGUCUGGAUGAUGAUGCGAUGCGUAAGAUUUAUGACGAUGAGGGUGUGCUCGAUGCUGAUGCUGAUGACCGUGAAUCGAGUGAGGACCGGCCUCUUCUCGCGGGAUCGGUCAAUCGGCGGUUGGAGCACUUGUCGCACUUGAAGGGGUCGAUUGCUGGGGUGUAUUCGCUGUAUGGUGGGGCAGGAAUCUUGCUGCUCACUAAGUUGGGAGGAACGUUAUUCGACCAGGUGUCAACGGGUGCUCCCUUCUAUAUUAUGGCUGCGUUCAAUGGGAUGUUGCUGGUAGUAGGAAUCCUUGCUGGGAUAUUGAAUCAAGUUGUCCCGGUGGUGGAAGUGUCUGUGUAA
Molecule: messenger RNA, 1659 nt
Organism: Penicillium verhagenii
Lineage: Eukaryota; Fungi; Ascomycota; Eurotiomycetes; Eurotiales; Aspergillaceae
Product: putative MFS transporter
Exons: 2
Coding region: 1-1659 (552 amino acids)
Biological process (GO): transmembrane transport
Molecular function (GO): transmembrane transporter activity
Source: RefSeq, a predicted model, not a curated record